Osmerus eperlanus (European smelt) is the source of this 2543-nucleotide messenger RNA. It is a transcript of the gene ssx2ipa, whose product is annotated as synovial sarcoma, X breakpoint 2 interacting protein a. Gene Ontology annotation, biological process: intraciliary transport involved in cilium assembly. Gene Ontology annotation, cellular component: ciliary basal body; centriolar satellite. The transcript has 14 exons. The coding region runs from base 287 to 2116 and encodes 609 amino acids. The record is from RefSeq and is a predicted model, not a curated record. Lineage: Eukaryota; Metazoa; Chordata; Actinopteri; Osmeriformes; Osmeridae.
UGCUUGACAACGCAGUCACCAAUGACCGUGAGGUUCAUUCUCAUACAAGAAAGAGGUCGACUUCAAACAUCACUCAAAGCAACCUGUGCCCGCAAGACUGUGGUCUUGGAUCGACAUAAAGACAAGCUAUAGCUAGUUGUCUAGUGGCAAACCUGCUUUGCAACGAGGUAAUAUCGAAUUGAGAUCAACUCACUUGACCUUGUCCCAGUGAAGAAGCCAUCAAUCUGCUGGAGGCUGUAUAUAUUUUUCCCUGAUGAAUUCUCCUCUGUCCUGACAUUCGGUUGACAUGGGAGACUGGUGGACGACAGAAAUAAUGGAGCCGUCUUUAGGUAAUGGAUGCACUUCGGAACACCAUGACCUCUCAAGGAUAUCUCGGGUAACAAUGUCCCCCUCGAGGCAGAACAACCAUCCUGAGAUGCACUCCUCCAUGCCGCUGUCCAAGAGCUCCUACAAUGUCCUGAAUGCCUUCUGUACUGAGGAUAAUGUCUCCCAAUGCACCUCCUACAUAAAUCAGGAGAUGAGCUCACUGGGCCUCCCUUUGAUGUGCGACGAUGCCUGCUCAGUGGAGGGGACGGGCCGGCAGAGCACCGUGGCAGCCCUGAAUGUCAUGUAUGAGCUGCUGCAGAAGCACCGCCGCAGUCAGCUCUGCUUGCAGGAGCUGGAGACAGAGCAGGUCAAGAUCAGCGGCACCCUGGAACACCUUCAGAUCAGCAACUGCAGACUCAAGGAUCAGUUGGAGUUCUCCAGAAGGGAGAAUUCUGGACUACACGAGACAGAGAGGCAGCUACAGCUCAAAAUCAAGACUUUGCAGAAUUGCCUGAAAACGGAGAAAGAAGAGGUUCAGAAGCUUCAGGCCAUCAUCACCAGCCGUGCGUCUCAGUACAGCCACAAUGCCAAGAGGAAGGAGAGGGAGUUGAGCAAGCUUAAGGAACGCCUAAGCCAGCUACUGGUGGACAAAAGAGAUAAGAAAAUAACAAUUGAUGUGUUAAACUACUUGGGACGGUCUGAUGGAAAAAGAAGCCAAUGGAAGACAGGAAAGAUGGAGGCCAGACAUGAGGGAGAGAUGUACAAGUCCCUGCUGAGUGAGUAUGAGGAGCGUCAGAGGGCCCUGAUGCUGGAGAACGCCGAGCUGAAGAAAGUGCUCCAGCAGAUGAAGAAGGAGAUGGUGUCCAUCCUGAGCCCCAAGAAACCCUCCAGGGGAGCCAGAGCCGAGGACAGUCUGGAGCAGGCCUACUCGGACAAGGAGGAGGAGAUGGCUUGGGACUCCAGCAGGGAACCCCUGGACCAGUCGUGUGAGCACGCUCGGGAGCAGCUCACCAACAGCAUCCGCCAGCAGUGGAGGAGACUGAAGAACCACAUGGAGAGACUGGACAGCCAAGCGUCCUUGGUGCAGUCUCAGCAGGGUGCUGGUGAAGAGCUCGUCUCUAGAGAGAUCCACGAGGAGGAGAUGGAGAGGAUGAGACUGGAGAUGCAGCAGUGCAAAGACUUUAUCCAGACCCAGCAGCAGCUCUUACAGCAACAGCUCUUUUCUCCAUACGACGACGAGACUGCUGCGAUGCUGAACGACGGCUACACACUGGAGGAGAAGGAGAGACUCAAGGAGGAGUGGAAGCUCUUUGAAGAGCAGAAGAGAAACUUUGAGAGGGAGAGAAAGAGCUUUACAGAUGCUGCUAUCCGCUUGGGCCAUGAGAAAAAGUCUUUUGAGGAGGAUCGUGCCUCUUGGCUGAAGAAUCAGUUUUUUAACAUGACUCCUUUUGUGGACUGCAAGAGACAUUCUAUGUCUGACAACCAAAGUGCCUUAUCAAUCCGCAGUGAACCAGAGAUGAGGAGAUUACCCUCCACUCCAGCCCAGCAGGCCAAAUCACAGACGUAUGCUGUUUUUUCCACUCCAAAGGGUGUGCCGCAUGGCAGUGGCAUGCCAUCCACAGCUGAUCUGUACCGCACACUCCGCCUCAUCCCUAAGAGCAGUUCCUCCAGAUCCCAGUCAAAGCGGGGGAGCUGGCAAGAGUCAAACACCACACAGGGUGGAGAUAGUCCGGUCAGGGCCAGGCAAAGACAUGGAGAUGAAGAUUACAGUAUGUUUUCUUUUGAUGGAGAUCAGAGAAGCCUCAACUAAAGAACAUACAGUGCCAUUGCUUUGGACCCCUCUCAACAGAUGGCCUAGUUCUGCUGUCGUCAACACUGCCUUAGGAUGCCACAGACACUUUUUUUUUUUUUAUCAUGGAUGAUGUACCUGUGACUGAUCCUUUUCUAGAAAAUGAUUUAGACAGCACUUUUAUGUCAGUAAUUAUUAAGCCAUUGCCAAGUCUAGAAGAAUGUUAGAAUUGUAUGUUAUGGCAGUAGCCAUGGCCUAUUUGUGGAUGAUUGGGGAUAAUUGUCACUACGUAUUUUUACAAUCUUGAUAGCUAGGUGGGGGUUAUGUGAAAGUUUACAUAUUUUCUUCACUCCAGAUGAAUGGAUAAUUUUUGGUACGAGAACUAUAGUUUCAGAUUAAAGAUGAUAUGCUGCUUUCACAGUGCAAUAAAGUAUUUUUUGUCUUUUCA